UCAAAGUUUUCCUAAUGGGAAGCAAAUAUUCCUCAUUUUGCAGUUACCAAAUUCUAUAUGCACGAUGCAUAAUCUUUAAUUUAAUGUUGCUAUAGCUGAAAGUUUACAUAGUUUGAGGUUGUUUUCAUCGUCACGCUUCACAAGUUCAUUUGACAGGCGCACGGGUGGUGGACACGAAAAGCAUACGUUCUGCAUUAAUGGUUUGAUGUUAUAAGACUCAUAUGCUACCUGGUGAUUCCAUUCACCAUGACCUACUACCAGCCCUACUUGUCCCAUCCUGGAGCUCCGGGAGCAGGGAGGUCACCAGAGUCUGGGUAUCCACCACUGACCAGUCAAGGAUACAUCACAAGUCCUGGUGCACAACAGUACAUGCAGAUGCAGCCCACUGCAUUCUUCCCACAGAAUCUGCAAAGUAAUGGUGUAGAACUGGGAACGUAUGCAGAAGUUUCCCCUCCAUCACUCUCACCAGUACCACCACCACCACCACCAUCACAACACAGGAUAGAGUUAAAUCCAAAUGCUAUAGCCUACCAGUCCUACACCAGCCCCUCCCCUCCACUGCACAACAGCCAGCAAUAUCCUGGAGGAGGGGACCAGAGGCACCAGGAAGUUUAUCAAACAGACACUUGUCAGAUGUACCAGGAUGGAACCAAACAGUACCGGGGUCAACCACUGUUUCGUCCCUACCAAAACGGUCCCGAGGUUAUGAGGCUCCCGUCCCCUAAGAAUCACCUACAACGUCCUGUGACACCACACACAUUGAAAUCUCCUAUACAGACAUUUAAUAUUCCAGCUCCAUCAUUUGGAGGUCCAAGUAUACCAUCGACUAAAGAAGAGGCCACUAAUGGCCUGACACGAAGCUACCCAGACGACCAGUCUGUGUUUGUGAGAGAUUCUGGUCAAGGCAUAGCUGUGCCAUCAACAUCAGCUGAAGACCUCUUCAAGGCCAAGGCUUCAUUGUAUGGAAUUGAAAUCUGUACCAAGGCAGAGAGUCUUGCCAAUGCUGGAAGGGGGAAACCUACAAAAAUGUAUUUAAGCAAGUUGAGUAAUGGUUCUGAUGAAAUGAAUGCAGAAAAACCAACAGAGAUGUUAUUCCAGAAGACACAUAUUGAACCUGAACACAGUAAUGACAGUGAUGAUAGCACCACUGCAUCCUCUGUGAUUGGAGAAAGCACUGCUUGCUCUACAGGUCCUCAACAGCCUUUACAGAAUUGUGACACGUCAAGCACCAUGAAAAGUACAUCCCCUGAAAAGAAUGUUUCUCCUUCCAAUGACAAUGUAUAUGAGCCAACUGUUUAUGAUAAAGACAUGUUUAAUUCUGAAGAGAUGGGGAAUCAGUACUUAAUCAGCCCAGUGGAAUUGAAUGGCUGUGUUGUAUACAAUGAAAUUGCAGAGCAUGAAUCAGAGGAGAAAAACAAAUCCACAGAAAUUCCUGUUCAUUUGUGGUCCAUAGGAAGUUGUACAAACUCCUUGGACAGUACAGGGGAAUGUGACAGCUUCAUCACUGCUCUUGAUGAGAAUGUGUCUAGUGCUUCUGAUGGAGAAAUCGGAAUUUUGGGGAAUUAUGUGUUGGAAGCAUUGAUGCCAACUAAAGCUCCUCAAGGAAAGAAAACUGAUAUAAUGCAGGAAGCUUCUGAACCAGCUGUUGAACUAGGACAGUAUGAAACCACCCAGACUGAGACUGUUAAUACAGAGCGGACGGAUCAAGAGCAUUGGGAUACAUUAGAAAGUCUUGUUGAAGCCUAUGUAAAAACAAUUAUUGAAAAAGCUUGUGAAGUAGUGUCAAAGAAAUGUUACUCAUCAGGAGAAUGUAGACAUGCAGUUAAGGGAGCCGAAAAAGCUGACAGUGAAGAAAAUAUCAGUAACUUUUUUCAUGUUGAAACUGCUUCUGAAAUGCUUGACUAUAAAGUGGAAAGUUUAGAUCUUCAAGUAAAUUUCCAAAAGACCAAAUAUCAGGAUGAGGCAGAUGGCAUUAAGGUGAAAAAUCAGAAUAAAACAGAGGAUACAAAAGUCAAGCAUCAAAAUGAUGCAGCUGACUCAAAGGCAAAAUAUCAGGAUGGGCGAGUUGACUCAAUUUCAGAGCAAUCUUCAGCAGGCCCUGCCUCAAGCUCCUGGGACAUGGCCUGGAAUGCAAACAGCAAAAGUAAGGAUGAAAACUCAAAUUAUUACAAUAAUAAUAUUGCAAAAGUUAAGGAAUUUCACCACGACUCUGAGAGUACAGAACAUUCCAGUGACUACAGUGAUAGUGGCAGUGGUUCACAGUUAAAUCCUAUCUCACCGGAGUUCAAACCACGUAGAUAUCUUAAAAGCAAAAGUUUGUCUGUCAACACAAGCACCAUGAGACCAGAGGCACCAGUUUUUCAGCCACUUAAUGUACAAACCCUUCCCCUGUUUGUCAAAAGAAAGCUUAAGGAAGGAUCCUGUCAGACAGAGGAGAAGGAGUACAAGGAGGUAGCUAGUAACACCCGCAGAGUUAAACAAACUGAUCGCGUCUCUGAGACUGUUAGUUGUGACACUCGCGAAGUUUGUGUGAAUACCAUGGAGUCCUGUUUCUCCGAGGACACUGAAUUCUUCCUGGCUGAAGAGAUGACUUACAGUGAGCAGGGUACUCUGACAGAAUCACUUGACAAGAAAUCUAUCGGCGUGCUUGUCAAGCCACAUGCCCUUGAUGCCUGCACAGUCAACAAGGAAACGAUGACGGAACCUGUUCCUGACUACCUCGAGAGCCUCAUAGCUACACAAAGAGAGCUGCUACACCUACGUGGAGACGUUUGUACUUUGGAGUUGAAGCGACAGAUUCACGAACUAGAAAGAAGUAAACAGAUGUUUCAGAAUAUGAGAGGAGAGCCUCUGGACAAGGUCGUGGAUGACAGGAUAACAAGUCUGAAAAUUGAACUCAACAUCAUACAGAAUCAAGUGGUCAGCUAUGAUGCACAUCUUCUUGCGGGGAAUGUUUGGAAGACAGUACCACGAUUCACUGUGUCAAUACCAGUAGGAGGCCAGAACAUCAGAAUUGUUAAUAAGGACUUAAAUCAGAGACCAUCUGUUCCAAACGUGGGUACGAAGCGGUCGAUCCGGGAUGCGUAUUCUUCCGAAGAGGAGCAUUUGCUUCAUGACUUAGGGACAAACCAUCCAGCAAAGAUAAGCAGUAAAGUCCAUUAUCAUCAGCCUAAAUCUGAGGAGAGUUCCAAGUCCAGAGCUGAAGCAUCCCAGCCAAAACCACCUCAGUCUUUCAGUUUUACAUCAGUCAAAUCUGUUGGAAAUGAUUCAUCCAUUGACGGAACAAAACCUGGGAAGAUUAUGGAAAAUAGAAAACAGGGGCAGACAACUUGUCAGAUGGUUAAAACAGAGAUCACAGAUGUCACCAAUCCAAAAGCUGACCAGGCACCAGUGAUGAAUAUGGAUGAUAUUGAUGAUGAUGUCUCCCUCCCCGAAUUUCCGAAAACUCCACCACUCAAACCACUUCACGUAACUGAUAAUACAACACGAAGUGGAGGUGAUCCAGCUUCCGACCGUGUGAAGAAGGAAAUCAUUGUGCAAUCAGAUAAUUACGCUAACAGUCAGGUGUUGUGUAAGGGAGGGUCAAGUGCUGCUAUGGAGAUCGUUUCACAGACUUUCAACAAAGGUCCUAUGUCAGUUUCAAAAGAUUCGAGAAAGGUGUUGUCAAGUGACCCUCUCUUUGCUGAAGAUUUAAAUAGACCUGCUCUUUCAACAAGUCUCUCUGUAACGCAAAACACUAAAUUUACCACAUUCUCAAAUGGACCAACAAGUGUCAGUGUCACUGCACCACAAGACAGUAGCUUAACCACAUUCCCAAAUGGACCGACAAGAGUCACUGCAGCUCAAGACAAUAGCCUUACCACAUUCUCAAGUGUUCCGACUAUUGUCACAGGAACACCUUGCAGCAGCAUUACCACAUUCUCAAGUGGACCACCAGGUGUUACUAUAAAGACACAAACGAGCAGCAUUACCACAUCCUCAAAUGGACCAACAACAGUCUCAAGUGUACAUACCCCUUUACCUGUCUCGCAUAUUCCAGUGUCUUCCUGCAAUAUGACACAUUCAAGAAGCAUUAUCACAAACCAGGUCCAAACUUCCAACAGACAGAAUGUAGCAUCUCAGCUAGCCCAAUUGAUGACUGGAAAUCCCCUAUUGGCCACACCCAGAAUCAUUCCUGGGCAACAAGGGGUGGCGCUGCUCUCCCAGGUUCAUCAAGCAAAUGUAACGCCCUACAUGCAGAUUCGUCAACCUUCACCAAGCUUACCUCCUUACCCCCUUGUCCGGCAAAUCCAGCCAAGCAUUAUUCCAUAUUCCCAGGUUCUUCCUGUCCAGCCCAGUAUACUGUCCUACCCUGUAGUGAGAACAUCGCUUCUACCUCAGCCACAACCUAUGGCGAAGAUUCCCACAUCAGUAUACCAGGGCAAUCCACUUUUUCAAUCACCUCAGACUUCUCCAUCCCUGGGUUUGUUAUCUAGACAGGGUGAUGUCUCUUCAACAGCUGGUCAAAUGAACACCUCAUCAGUACCUAUUCCAAACAAAUCUUCAGUCCCACUUGGACAAACAUCAAAUCCAUCCGGACAACCUUUAAAUAUACCUGAACAGAUACAUUCCACAGCAGUACAAGGACAAAUGAAAGGAAGCUCGUCUGUACCAUCUUCAAGUGCACCAUCUUGUCCUGUCACAAGCACUAUUCAAACUACUAAACCUUCGGGUAAAGUUAAUGGGCCAUCCGUCGACCCUGAUCUUUACCAGGCUGUGAUUAAUCAACUACGACAGGCUUACCCGCAAAUGGCCACUGAUCCUGUGUGGCUUGAAACGGUUGGUGCGCAACAGACUCUGGUUUUACAGAACUACAUAGAUGCCAGCAAAAACACAGCUCCAAAUAAAGAUGCAGAUGAUACAACCCCACAGGCAGCAAAUUCUAGCAGCAAUAAUUCAAGCUCAGAGAGUCAGAGGAAAGAAGAUUCUUACAAACUACGUACAUAUCCAAAAUCUAAAGUGCCAAAUGGUGACAUUUCCCAAAGUGAGGUUAUCACGAAGCAGCAAUCUGUGAUUGAUGAACCUUGUUUGACGAACAAUGCAAGUGUGGUACCUCGCCGGCCACCAGGAUUGGCAAGUUUGACAGACACUGACAACUCACUCAGUCAAAAGUUUGAGAAUAUUCCAGACUUCAGCAUGAAAGAUUUGGAUGGAGGGGCCAAAGGUUUGGUGAAAACAAUCAGUGAUUUGACAAAACUGACAGGAAAUGAGUCCAAAGAUAUUUUACCAAAUGAACAAAAGCUGACAGAAGACGAUAGAACAGUGGUUCUCAAAAGUUCUAUGGAAAGUAAACUCUCCCAGAAACCAAAAUCACUGUUGGACAAUUUCAAGCGUGUUGAGAUUCCUGUGGUUCAUGAACCAAAGGUGUCGACUGUAUACCCAGAUAUGUUUGAAAAACAAGAUUAUUCCACUCAAAAAGACAUGGAUCUGUACACCAUACAUUCCAACCACUCUCACAACAGAUCAAAAAGGAUACCUUCUCGACAGAGGCCUACAUCUGAAAGUGACAAAGCAAGCGGGGAAGCCCUCAGAAAUCCUUCACCAAAAUCUGUGGGCGGGGAAAACUGGGAAAAUGAGGUAGAUCAGGACCCUAAACCAUUUCGUCAUGAUUUCCGAAAAGUUCGACCAGCUGAGAAAACAAAGUCCUCUUGGAUGUCAGAAAUGUCCAAGACUAACAUGCCUCCUGGUUUGCCUUUAAAAAAGCCUACAGUGAAGACCACAGAAGGUAAGAAUGAUUUGUGGGAUGCUCCAAGAUUAGGUCAGGGUUCUUCAGGUUCUAACAUAACAUCCACAGUUAGUUACAGUCGGAAGGUCGAGCAAUGGCUUAAUUUGAACCAGCCUUCCACAGACAAUGUUCUGGUGAGGAACAAGAGUCCCGAAGAUUCAGAAACAGGGGACCAAUCUGGGUCUUUGUACAGCUCCUGUGGAGGAUCUACACCUAGAGGAGACGUCAGGAAUCUGGAUAGCUUUGACUUGGCGGCUGAUAAAGAUGUAGGAGAGGGUAUGAACAAAGAGGGGACAUCAGGAAUGUCCGUCAUACCUCUCGCUUCAAAGGGGCUAAAGACGACUGGUGAUCUAGACAAUAUUUCUGAUGGGGAAGGCGAGAGUUGGCACCAGGUUAGCAAAAAGAAAAAGGAGAAGAAGAGAACUGAAGCUGAGCGACCUAGGCGGAAGUCAGGUUCAGAUGUGUCUUCGUCGAAAAGCAAUAAUUUUGAAAAGUUGAUCACCAAGAUGUCGGAAGUCUUCUCUACACUCAGCAGGGAACGGAUAAUUCAGUUGAUCACAGAAGUGAGAAAUGAAACCAAGGGACUCAGUGGAAUGAAUAUGAAGCAGAUAAUUGACUUGUCGAGACAAAUCUUUAUCAGUAAGCGACACUACUACCAGACAGACCCAAAACAGAGACACUCGUCUGGUGGAAGCCCCGUCCCUACCUCUCAGAAAGCCAACAAGCCGGUACCCCUUCCCAUUGUUGGGAUGGCGCCCUUGCCUGGGCCAGGGAAGACAUUUAACUUCAAGCCAUUGUCCAUGAGUGUGAUCCAGCCAUCCAAAGAUUUGCCGUUGAUGGACGAUGAAGAGGAGAUCUGUGUUAUUUGUCAUGAUGCUCUCAUCAUGGAGGAGAUCAAAACUCUUGAGUGUGGCCAUGUCUUCCAUUCAGAUUGUAUCAAGCAGUGGGUAUUUGGCCAGGAGAGAACAUGUCCAAACUGUCGACGCCUCGCCCUGUUCCCAGAGGAGUUUCCACGGCUCGGCAAGUGACCUGACCUUGAUAAUGUUAUCUGAAAUGGACCAUAACUCAUUAGAAAAUCCUGCGACUUUGAAAUUCACUGGAAUCUUGUUACUGUCACAGAAGUUUUUGACCGAUACUUCCGUUAUGAUCAUCUGGCACCAUGGCAACGGGUAUAAACUUACCACAAUCUCAGUGACUGAUGUGGGAAUUGAAGGGUCUACAAGUGGAACCCUCAUUCCUUUAGAAACAGUGGAUGUGUGUUAAUUCACGAAUGGAAAUUUGAUCGAAAAGCAAUUUUAUUUUGUGGGUGUGGUAAAUAAGAAAUAUUGGUUAUAUAGGAAUUUGUAAUCAAAUGAAAAUGUAGACAUGCCAACAUGGUGUGAACUUUAAUUUUUAAUUGUUAAAGAGUCUGUUCAGUUUCUUGUGACUAGAGUAGGCCACAGGGUGUGUCGCCCAUUCUAGUGCUUUUUGUGAUGAUGGGAACAAAUACUGCCGAAUAUGCUUUUAAUGAUAAAAUGUUUGUGAUUUGUCUGUGUUAUCCAAGUUUAUAUUUUUUGCAUUCAAAUAAUCUUGUCGUCUUCGAUUCACAUACAAACAUGUAUAUACAUCGGUAUUCAUUCAUGUAACUUAAGUAUGAAAUUACAUUUAAAUAUAAACAUGUUCGUUAUCAUACAAAAGACAGUUUUGUUAAAAUGUAGCUUUAAGGUAAGCUGACAAUCUUUUAUCGUGGGUUAGAUAAUAAAUAAUGUAUGUUUCAAUAAAUUUUAAAUUUCAAAAAUGUUUGAAAAGAAUAAAUCUUCAACAAUUGCAAUUUUUGGGGGGUAUAUAUUUAAGAUAAAUGAAUUUUCAAGGCUUACUUUGUCUUGAGAGAUGUACUGUGCAUUUUCACAUAGCUGGUUAGACUAAUAUAUAUUUCAUAUGUAAUCAUAAUCAAGUUAAAGAAUAUUUUGUAAUGUUUACUGUUAUUAAGUAUAACUACUUAACACUUUCCGUUCUUUUUCUCUUUUCCAUGGAACGCUGCAGGCCUUCGGAUCAAUUAAAAAUUCAUAAUUGAUUAUUAUAACGGAUUAAAAUUUUAUAUUAAUGUAAGAUCUAAAGGUUGUUAGUUCUGAACUUGGAACUUCCCAUGUAUACGUUUCAAAGUAGGAAAUCAAAUAAAAUGUUAGUGCCAGUGCUGUAUAGUGUAUACAUAAACUAUUCUAACCUGUCUGAAGCAUCAGUACAGACACAAGAUUACUUGUCAUGUGUGAAGAUAAAUAUUUGAAAUACCAGGACAAAACUGUCUUUUAUAAUGUUUUUUUUUUAAUCAGAGGCAACUUGCCUAAUGUUACCUGUUUCUAGACCUUCCCUUCUAAAAAGGUUCUUUAUAACAUAUCGGAUAUUAUUAAGAUAGCGGUUUUCAUUAGGAGGAUUAUCUCCCCUCGUUUGAAACCAACUUGCAUAAUAUACUAAAGGUCUCUCAACUUCUUAACAAGUCACUGUAUAUAACAUAGGUUUGAAUGUGGGUUGAUAUUGAUUAAGAUAUGUGUUCAUUUAGAGAUUUAUUGACAACAAGUCAGAUCUGUUGAGUAUCCUGUUGUGUUCAAUCAGAUUUAAUGUCUCAGGUUAAGUUAGAUCUGUUGUUUACUAAAUAAUUAUGUGUUCAAUACGAAAUGCUAAUUAUUAUUAUUUUUGUUUUUAAUAUAAUGUGUUCAGCCACUUGAAAAUUAUGUUGCAAAACUGUUUCAUUAUUACUACGGAUGAUAUUUGUUAUAAAUGUAUAUAUUUGUUGUUUCUAUGCAUUUUGCUUUAUUGUAGUUGCUAUUUUCUCUGUUUAUUUUUGUACACAUUUAUACUACUGUUUUUAUCCUAAUAAUCAUUUUGUUUAAUAGCUUGUAUUUUUACAGUAGUGCAUUUUCAAUAUUUAUCCUUAGGGCUGUUCCAUUAAAAUGUUUAUGAUGGGGAUUGGCAUUUAACAAAUAUGGUCGGGUUAUUUUUACUCUAUUACAAAUCAGUUAUGUAGUAUACUGCUGGUUAGUGCCUUUAACUCAUUCACCCAGCCCUGAAGACACAUUUGAACUCUUCCAUUUCAAAGGUUGGAAUAGAUCAUUAUGAAAUUUCAGGGGUGAAUGACUUUAAUAUGAAACAUGUUGUCAGACUCGAUGCAAAAAUGUUGCUAUGUAGAUUAUGUUUACCUAAUGAUGGACUGGUACAUACCACCCGCAGGAUAGGAUAAAAAGUAAAUAAAACUUCAACAAACUUCAUUUGUUAAGCUAUCAGCUGACAGUAAUGGUAGUUUAGUUUUAUUUGAGAGAAGAGUCACAAGGGGAUAUAUACUGGAGGAUGUCUUUAGUGUGUCGUACCACAUCUGAAUUCAUUUAAAUGUACACUGCUGGAGUGUCGGACUCAACCAAGAAAGCAUCAAGGGUUAAAUAUAUACAGCUAGGGACGUCCCAAUACAAACAAACAAAAUUAACUUGUUACAGUCAAUAUGCAUAUGAACUCAAUGACUCAGAUUAAAAGGAAGAAAACUAUUGGUAUGCUCGACAGUGAUGGAAGAAAAGGUACCAAAUGUGUUUUAUUUUUUAGCAUGUUUUCCGAGUAUAUUGAGUGAUAAAUUUGACCAUGUGAUAACACCAAUGUGAAGAUAAGAAGAGAUUAUCAGGCCCUAGUUAGUAGUAUAUGGGUACGAUAAAUACAAUGUACUGCCAUCACCAUUUGAUUGUAGAUAUUGUGGAUGGUGUUGGUUUUGCAGACUCUGAGCUGUACAUCAAGGUUAACAGAUAUUAACAUUAACUAUUGAUAGACAGUAUUUACGGAUGUCAACCUUGCUUAAGUUGCUUAUCCCUUGUCCCAUACCAUGUUUUAAUGGAACAGCCUCAAGUUCAAAAUUCGUAUAAUUUGUUAUAUUUUUUUUACAUGCAAAUUCCUUUCACACCAAAACAAAAAGAUAAAAAACCUAGAAAAUGUCAUGACAGAUGUAUCAGUGGGAAAACUGUUGAUAUUUGAGUUAUUUACAUUACAUUUCAAGCUUGUGAAGACAUGAACAUAUAUCUUGUCGGCUGGUUGUUAAUCUUAUAUGUUUAGUUAGUGUAAAUGUGAAAUCUUAAGAGAUCAUGCGUAAAUAAAGAGCAUGCUCUAUACAGACCCAUCGGGAUGAUAGAACUAAAACAGGUUGUGACAAUCAUGUUGUACCACUCCAGAAAGUUAUUUCAGACAUGCCAGACGUUUCCAGUCACAUUUGUCUUAGGAUAAUGAUUUUGCAAAUUGUUUUGAUCUGUCAACUUUGGUUGGGGAGUACCUUGUACCCUCUCAAUGAUGAAGUUUGUUAUCACUAUUUCUUUUGAGAAAGAAAGUUACAGAUCUUUUUCCAACCUCAUGUGUAGGUUGUUCCUUUUCUUUUCUUUUGCAUACAUUUCAUUUUCUUGCUUCAAGCUGCUUAUCGGAAGAAAAAAAUAACUCCCAGAAAUUGAAAUCUCUCUGGGUCUAGUUUUGACAAAUUAACUACUGUGCAAUUACUGUAAGUAAAUAAACUUUAAUAGGACAGUUAAUUUGAUGUUUAAACAUUUUUUGUUAUCACUACCUCUAUAGAAGUAUUAGACAGAUCUUUAACAAAUUUCAUGUGCAAGUUCUCCUUGGUUGUUGUGCAUGUUUUAUUUUGAAACUGAUCACAAGAACAAUUUAGAUUGCUUUGGUUAUUUUUUGGAAUUUUAAGUACAUAUCUUGCUCAAUUUUUAUUUGUAGGCCCUUUCUUUUUUUUCUAGUUUUGCAUGUUUCACUUUAAGCUUGCUGAGAAGAAAAAGAUGGCUGCCAAAAAAGUGCCAAUAUCCUCCAUGGAACCUCUUGUUCCCAUGAUACAUUUAUUUUUGCUAUCUUUUUCAAUGUCCGGAAAGAGUCCAUACAAUAGUAUGGUCCUAAUCACCUCGUCACAAACAUUAGUAAUGGCAAUCAGAAAUAUCUAGUCAGUGAUAACAGGUCAGAUUACUUUUAUUUGAAGGUAUCAUCAAGUCAAUGGUUUUGUCAGUUUUCUGUAGAAACUUGUUACACAACUCUUUUUGUGACUAUACAUGUAUUAUGUACAUACAUUGUAGAUUCAUUCAUGCGAUGAAUUUGAUCUUACUUGUCUGUGUCAGCAUUUUCUUACAAUUAUAAAAAUGUUUCAUAUGUGUUUUAUAAAUGUAAAUACAUAAUGUAAUAAUUCUUUGUCCGAAAACCUUUUUUUUUUAAACCACUUGUGUUCCUUUAAAUAAUUAUCAUGAUGAAAAAUCUUUUAGCUCUGAAGAAAUUUCCGUUUUGUGUGUGUAUUUCUCUUUAUUGUGUACGUAAGUUUGUGUGAGAAACAUUUUAUUAGGAUGAAGAGUGUUCGAUAGUUAAACACUGGCCUUCAGAGUUAAGUGGUACUUCAUUGUGUUGGUUACUCCUUGGUAUUAUUUGAAGUAUACAGGAUGUAUAUACAUGUAACAUCAUAUUAACUUGUUUCAAAUGAUACUUGUUUGCAAUAAAACUUGUCAUUGAAGUUAUA
Messenger RNA from Mizuhopecten yessoensis (Yesso scallop), 11264 nucleotides. RefSeq lists its product as uncharacterized. The transcript has 16 exons. The record is from RefSeq and is a predicted model, not a curated record. Lineage: Eukaryota; Metazoa; Mollusca; Bivalvia; Pectinida; Pectinidae. The coding region runs from base 247 to 6792 and encodes 2181 amino acids.